GAAGAAUAUCAAGGUCGAGCAGAAACAAUUGUGAGCGAGGCUGUGGUGCUCCAGGUGAAAAGUGUAAAUAUUCUUGGCGACGGCAGCCUUGUUCCAACGUCAGCUGUCCCACAGCCCCACUCCAGCUUCUGAGCCGCAAAGCUUCACGCACCAGCUGCCACAGCCGUUCACCACCUGUCAGACGGUCCGAAGCCAAGCUUGCUUGCCCAACCUCCCAAAACUUUCGGCCGGACAUAUCCCGGCAGGUCCUCACCACGCGCGACACCCCGACGACGGCGGCAACGAUUGAGUUCGGUCAAUUCGGCUGCCCCAGCCUCCAACCCCAUUUCUCAGCCCCUCUGUAACCGCCAAAAUGGUCAGAAUAACCGUAUCAUCCCUCCUCAGGACGGCGCUCCGGCCAACCGCCUCUGUUCCUAGGUGCACCGCCAGAUCCUUCUCCUCCCUCCCAACCCUCCGCCCAACCCUUGCACCCACACCCUCCGCUUUUCGCGCCCCAUCUCAGACCCUUCUGUCCCGGGGACCUAUCCUCCAGCAACAAUCACCUAGCAGUGGGGCCGAAGGAGUCCUCGAUUUGAUCUCUUCCACCUCCAUCUCCUCCAACCCGGCGAUGCAGUCGAUGCAAGUCCGUUGCGGACCCCGCCCAACAAUGGCCAACGCCAGUCGCCUGAUCCAGAAAAGGAGACACGGGUUCUUGAGCAGGAUCAAGACCAAGAACGGGAGGAAGACAAUUGCGAGGAGAAGGGCAGCAGGCAGAAGGAGGUUGAGUGCUUAAGCUGGGGUGUCGGCAGAAUGGGGGAGAAGGAGGCAAAAGGGGAAGAUACCCACAUGGAGGGCACACGAGAGAUGUGUAUGAGUACGGCAUGGAAAGUGAAGAGCGGGGAGGAUUGUAUCAUAUGAGGCAAUGGAAGAGAUAAAUAAAAGGCA
This is a messenger RNA of Podospora bellae-mahoneyi, 924 nucleotides long. RefSeq lists its product as uncharacterized. The record is from RefSeq and is a predicted model, not a curated record. Lineage: Eukaryota; Fungi; Ascomycota; Sordariomycetes; Sordariales; Podosporaceae. Gene Ontology annotation, cellular component: ribosome. Gene Ontology annotation, molecular function: structural constituent of ribosome. Gene Ontology annotation, biological process: translation. The transcript is spliced from 2 exons. The coding region runs from base 353 to 772 and encodes 139 amino acids.